Molecule: messenger RNA, 1593 nt
Organism: Funneliformis mosseae
Lineage: Eukaryota; Fungi; Glomeromycota; Glomeromycetes; Glomerales; Glomeraceae
Source: the annotation of a GenBank genome assembly
AUGUCCAGGACAAUUACCGAGGCCGCAAAUCUGUUAAGACAGAAGAAAAUUUCAACUGCUGCUUUGGUUAAAGAAUGCCUUUCUCGUAUUUCAAAAUACGAUGCUAAAGUAAACGCGUUUAUAGAGGUGCAAAAUGAAAAGGAAUUACUUGAUAAGGUUUUAGAGGCUGAUGAUCGAUUUGCUAAAGGAUCAUUUAUUGGCUCUUUAGAUGGAAUACCUAUUGCGUAUAAAGAUCUAUUUUGUACAUCUACCUUACCAACAACUUGCGGUUCUUUAAUGUUGAAAAAUUUUAAAUCACCCUUUAAUGCGUCUGUCGUAAAUUUUCUUGAAGAAGCAGGCGCCAUCAUGAUUGGGAAAACAAAUAUGGAUGAGUUUGGAAUGGGUGUAUUUGGACCUGUUUAUAAUCCUCAUUCAAUUCUUUUUGAUGAAAAUCAUUUGGAAAAUGACAAUAAUAAAAAUAUCAAAAAACGACGGGUUGCUGGCGGAAGUUCGGGUGGUAGCGCGGCGGCAGUUGCAGCUGGGAUGUGUUUUGCUGCAUUGGGAUCGGACACCGGCGGAUCAGUACGCCUUCCUGCUUCCUAUUGUGGUGUAGUCGGAUUCAAACCUUCUUAUGGGCGAUGUUCUCGAUGGGGACUUGUCGCGUAUGCUAAUUCAUUGGAUACGGUUGGCAUUCUGACAAGAACAGUAAAUGAUGCUAAACUGAUAUACGAUGUGAUAUCAAAGUACGAUGAAAAUGAUUCAACAUCAAUGUCUCCAAAAAUUCGAUCCAUAAAUUCUUCCUUACCUUCAUUUUUAAAAUCCGAUUCAAACACUGAUGAUUUAAGAGGAUUACGAGUUGGCGUGCCUAAAGCAAGUGAAUACUAUGUUUCAGAACUGAAUGAUCCUAUUAUUGAAUUAUGGAAGAAAGGGAUUUAUUACCUACGAUCUCAAGGCGCGUCAAUUGUCCCAGUAUCAUGCCCUAGCACCAGACAUGCUUUAUCAGCUUAUUACGUUUUAGCUCUUUCGGAAGCUUCAUCUAAUCUAGCAAGAUAUGAUGGAGUUAGAUAUGGUUAUCGAAGUGAAAAAGAAUCAAACGAAAAUGACAAUUUGCUUUAUGCUGAUACUAGGGAAGGAUUUGGCAAGGAAGUUAAAAGACGUAUAAUGUUGGGAACGUACACUUUAACUGCAGGAUCAUAUGAAAACUAUUUCCUUCAGGCGCAAAAAAUCCGUAGAAUGAUACAAUCAGAUUUCGAUCGAGUUUUUAAAAGACCAAAUCCGUUACAUUUUAUUAAAAAAGAUACAUUAAAGAUUGAUGAUGAUGGGGUUGAUGUUUUGAUAACUCCAGUUGCUAUUUCUACUGCACCAAAAAUCGAAAAUUGCUCGGAAACUAACGUGAGCGUAGGAAAUAAUAGUAAUGAUUUUGUGAAUGCUUAUGUCAAUGAUGUUUUAACUGUACCUGCAAGUUUAGCUGGAAUUCCUUCAAUAAGCGUACCAUAUGGUGUUUCCCCAACCGAUGGUUAUCCAAUUGGGUUGCAAUUGAUGACACAAUACGGGGAUGAGGACACUUUAUUGGAAGUAGCAAAAGUCUUAGAAAAAGGAGCAAAUCAGAAAUAA